AUGCUGGAUUCGUACGAUGAUUCCGUCGUUGACGUGCAGGUUGACCCGCAGGAUAAGGUAAAGAUUUACCUAGCCGGGAUUGUAAGUAGCACACCCAUACAGGCUUUCGAUGGCAAUUCAAGGUGGUGUUGGAGGUUUAUUCAACAGUUCAAAUACUACAUAGAGGAUAGAGUGCAAGAUAGUGGACAGAGGAUGCUAUAUUUGAUUCAUUACUGCAGAGGUCCUGCGAAGGAAGCCGUGGCUGAAUGCCCGGGCUUGACACCGAAUGACUUACUCAUUCUCAACAACAGGGUACACGGAGUUGUGCCGGAAAGUAUGACAGAGAGGUAUACGAGAGGCUGGCAGAAAGUGAACUACUUGACUCGAGUAUUUUGGAAGCACUGGGUGAAGGAAUACAUACCUCUGCUGCAAGAGAGGUAUACGAGAGGCUGGCAGAAAGUGAACUACUUGACUCGAGUAUUUUGGAAGCACUGGGUGAAGGAAUACGUACCUCUGCUGCAAGCACGAACUAAGUGGCAGAAACCUCAAAGGAACUUCAGGAAAGGGGAUGUAGUCCUGGUGCAAUCAGGUGCGUCCUCUCGUGAACAGUGGCCCGGAGGCGUGGUUGAUGAAUGUGAAACAUCAGAUGACGGUUUAGUUAAGACCGUAGUUGUACGCACAAUGAUUGAUAGGCUUAGGAGGGAUGUGCGUAAGAUCGGUUUGAUAGAGAGUUAUGAGUAG
Molecule: messenger RNA, 720 nt
Organism: Opisthorchis viverrini
Lineage: Eukaryota; Metazoa; Platyhelminthes; Trematoda; Opisthorchiida; Opisthorchiidae
Exons: 3
Coding region: 1-720 (239 amino acids)
Source: RefSeq, a predicted model, not a curated record